AGUUGUCGAGGUUUGUUUUGUCAGGCGUUGCACGUGUAGUCCAGAAUUCAAUUCAAGCAAAUGAUCGCUUAAGAUGAUCAAUUAAAUUAUAAAACAAAAAAAAAAAACAAUUUCUUUAAUACAGAAAAUAAAAGUAAAAUAUUUUCAAAGCAUGUUGCCGGCUAUUGAAAUAAUUGUUGGCACCUACAACGAAUAUCUUUUGGGGUAUCAGUUAGUCGAGGGACACAACAAAAGCGGCGAGGAUCAAAUACAAGUGAAGACUACAUUUGCGGACAGAUCUCAUGAUGGCUCAAUAAAAUCUCUAGCCGUGCACAAACAUUGGAUGGCCACCGGAGGCAUCGAUGAUCGCAUCUUUAUCUAUGACAUGCGACUAAGGAAACAAGCCCACGUCCUCAACCUGCACAAAGGAGCUGUCAACUCGAUGGUCUUCUCGUCGGAUUCUACGCAUUUAAUAUCGGGUGGCAUCGAUGGGCGCAUGAUUGCAACUCGCCUGGCCAACUGGUCCACAGAAGGCGAAUGGGCCAAGCCCCACAAUGGAAAGGCAAUUACACAUGUCGCCUGCCAUCCGAGCAGCCGACUAUGCCUGUCUUUGGGUGCUGAUCACGUGCUUAACACAUGGAAUUUGCUCAAGGGCCGCAUUGCAUACAGAACGAAUCUGAAAAGCAAGCAUGCUUUGGGCAACGCUCCCGAUUGCCUAGUCUGGUCAACAGAGGGCAACUACUUCUCCAUCGCAGGGCCUCUCGUUUUAGAGAUUUGGAGCAUCCAAACAGCCAGCGUAAUGCGACAAAUCAAGCUCACAUCGAAACCCAUCUGUGUCGCCUGGCUAGAUGAACGAAACUGCUUGGCGGGCCAAGAAAAUGGCAGCAUAGCGUGGAUAUGCCUGGAUGACAAAGAAACCGCUGACGCCCAGUUGAUAAAGGCGCAUGACAAUCGUGUUAAGGGAAUUGCCUUCAUGCACAAUACUUUGGUCACCAUAUCUAGCGUUGGCGAGGUCAAAGUCUGGAGCUGCGAUGUGGAUGAGAAGGAGCUCUCGCUGAUCACAAGCACCAACAUCGAUUGUCGGCCAACCUGCCUUUCCCUUUUGGAUACCUCGCAGUUUGCUAAGCCACAGGAGAGUACACAAGUCAAAUCCACUGAGAAACAGAAAGCAGCGAGGCUGGCCGCUCGCAUUGAAGCAUUGGAGUCUCUAAGACCUCGUAGUUAUGUCUCCAUUGAGUAUGAUGAGAAUGAAAAUGCUAGCGAAGCAUUGAGCAAUGGCGAUGCGAGCGACUACGAAAGCGAUCCAUCAAGUUUUGAUAGCGACCAAAGCGACGAGGAGGAACAAGAAAUAAAAACUGCUAAGAAACAGAAGCGGCCGAAUGCAAAGUCAAAAGAAGGACCAUCAGUUGAAAUCGCGAAGCGUAAAAAGGGUAUGCCCGAUCAAACGUAUCCGAAGCGUGCGAAAAAAGCAAAGUAGAAGCCCUACAUUACAUUCAUACGUAUAUUUAAUGGAGUUCAAUUAGGUCAAGCGUAUUUUAAAAUAAAAAUAAAAAAAAAAAAAACUAAAAGUCGACAAAAAUUAA
Drosophila hydei is the source of this 1562-nucleotide messenger RNA. Its product is annotated as p21-activated protein kinase-interacting protein 1-like. The transcript is spliced from 3 exons. The coding region runs from base 152 to 1456 and encodes 434 amino acids. The record is from RefSeq and is a predicted model, not a curated record. Gene Ontology annotation, molecular function: protein binding. NCBI's taxonomy places the organism in Eukaryota, Metazoa, Arthropoda, Insecta, Diptera, Drosophilidae.